Messenger RNA from Contarinia nasturtii (swede midge), 2657 nucleotides. Its product is annotated as nibrin. The transcript has 3 exons. Bases 107 to 2464 code for a protein of 785 amino acids. Gene Ontology annotation, biological process: mitotic G2 DNA damage checkpoint signaling; double-strand break repair via homologous recombination. NCBI's taxonomy places the organism in Eukaryota, Metazoa, Arthropoda, Insecta, Diptera, Cecidomyiidae. The record is from RefSeq and is a predicted model, not a curated record. Gene Ontology annotation, cellular component: Mre11 complex. Gene Ontology annotation, molecular function: damaged DNA binding; protein binding.
UUGCUGAACACAACAGAUUUGGGCUGAUGUUGAGAAUUUAAUAUUUUGUCAAUAUUUCGGUAAAUAACAAUUUAAUUGAAGUGGAUUUGUGUUGUUUUUUACAAAAAUGUGGGUUUUAUCUCACAUCACAACCGGUGCUCGGUUCUAUCUAUUGACGAACUCAAAGAGAUACAGUGUUGGUCGUACCAAACAAAACGAACUGUUUUUACCCAAUGAUACGUCUGUGAGUCGUGAUCAUGCUGUGAUCUAUCGUUCAUCGUCAGGCGUUCGAGUUGCGGAUACAGGUUCGAAAUAUGGUGUAUACGUUAAUUCUGGUGUCGACACAAACAAGCCCAUUGAUCCAAAUACACCGGUUGAUUUGCGCACGGGACACAUUGUUCGUUUCGGGCGUUUGGAAAACACAUUCCGCCUUGAAAACAUACCAUUCACAGUGUGUACAUCGGCAAUGCUUCAAGCAGAUCAGGAUAAAUUGAAGAAGCUAUUAAAAUUAGUCGAUGGUACAUUGCAAUCCGUAUGGAGCACCGAAUGCACACAUUUAGUGAUGACAAAUGUCACCGUUACGGUUAAAGUAUUACAAUCAUUGGCGCAUGGAAUUCCAAUUGUAUCACCCCAAUAUUUCGAAAAAUAUAUCGAAGUCGUUACCUAUCAAGGACAAGAUCUGCCCGAUGUUAAUCAAUUUAUUCCCGAAAUCACAGAACCAUACAUCAUCAAAGAGCCUGGAAUGAUGGAAGUGCAUCUUGAUCGACAGCGAUUAUUCCAAAACAAAACGUUCGUGUUCAUGGUUAAACGGCACAUGGCAAAAUUCGAGUCCAUUAUCAAAUUGGCUGGCGGUCAGUGCAUCAGUAUCGAAGAUGGAAAUUUGCGAAAGCAAUUGUUGCUGAAGGCUGAAUACAUUCCAGUCCAGUAUACACCGACGGCCAACACACAAUGUUCGGCUGACAUUGAAGAAAUUGAGAAAUACAUCGAAAAGGAACGACGUUUGAUCAAUGAAUCAGAAAUUGGGUUAGCAAUCAUUCACCGAGCCACCGAUCGCUUUUGUAAUCCAGAUCGAAAGAUGGUGUCUGAUUUCAAGCCAAGUGCGACGGAUACAAAUAACAUUUUAAAAAAGAUUCUCACCGAAGAAACUCCACAUACAGCUAGCACCGAGAAAUCGAACUCGAAUUCAGUUGUAGUACCCGAAUCGGUUGAUUUGACAGGCACUGAACCAAACAAUAAUCUUCGCAAUGUCGAAGCAAUUGAUUUGAAUAAACCGUCAACGUCAAAAGUAUCCACUGAAAUGACAUCAUCAUCACGGCGAUCAACACGAAGUUCAACAAAAGGCACCGAUGUUGUACCACAGAAGCCGCCAACACCGAAGAAAGUGCCGACACCGAAGAAAGUGCCGACACCGAAGAAGAAUCCAAAACGUAAAAACGUGAACGAAGAGGAAACGGAAGCGGACCAACAAGAAACAGUCGCAACGAUUGUUAGUGAACAAAGUAUGCCACGGAAGAAACAGAAAACUCAAGAUAGCGUUGAAAACCAAGGUGAGAGCACUUCUUCAGUAUUCGUCGAACCAUUGCCGCCACAAUCCCAAUCACAGAGUGAUCUCAACUUUUCUGGUUUCAUUAGCACACAACAUCGUAAACGAAAGGCCACCCAAGACCAGUCAGAGCAUUCGGCGAAGCGUGCGUCUGAGCCUAGCGAAGCGUUGACACGCAAACGAGCCAUAAGUAUGCUAACGGCUGACUCCGACGAAGAAGAAGAUGAUGAUAGAGGCAAUGCAUUUAAUUUUAAUCGCAAAUCAAAACGAACAAAAGUUACAUCUGCUGGAACAACACAACGACGUGUUGCCCAACGAAAUACAUUAGAUGAUAGUGAUGACGAGGAUGGAUGUGGUUUUAAUUUUUCAAAGAAACCAUUACCAAAAAGUCAGGCCAAACAAAAAUCCACACAGGAAAAAUCAAAUGAAAAGGAUACAGUGGAUGGUUCGGCCGUGGCUGAAUCUCAAAAUUCAUAUAAGUUACCAUUUCGACCGUCACUUAGUCGUUCAUUCAAUCGUACAAUCAAACCGGUUGAUAUUACAUUUGCGAAGACGAAAUGCGAUACACAUUGGAUCACGAUGAAAUUGAAAAAUGAAUUGAAUUUGGAUGAAACAAAUCAAACGGACUCAACGCCAAUAUCGGAUUCCGUUAAAAUUAAAGAAGAAAAAUUGGAAGAAUGGGAAUUGACCGAUGAAGAACAGAAGAAGCAAUGGAUCAAAUCAUUUAAGAAAGCAUUUGAAGUUCGAAAAGUUGAAGUAAACCUAACACACCGUUCAAUGGCCGAUGAAACAGAUGGUUCAGUGACUGAAUCUGAAAAUACAUCGCUGAACAAAAGCAAAAACUUCAAGAGAUUUGUGAAGAAAAACAAUUUCAUCCCUCGCACCGUCGUCAUCAAGACAACUACAGUGCCAAUCGUACUGUCCAAAUUUGCACGGGGGUAAUCAAGUUUGCAUCAUGAUGAAGUUUAAGCAAACAUAAAAAACAAAUCGAUAUAGUUUAUAUCCCAUAUAUUUUUUCGUUCGUUACAUUUACAUUUCGUUAUGCGUCCCAAUCAUUAAUAGUAAUAUUGUGCUGUUAAUUCAAAUUAAGAAUAUCAUAGUUUAUCUCAAUAAAAAAAAUAAAGUGACAAUCGAA